AUGAAUGUCGAUCAAAUUUUAGAUUUAUUAGAAGAUUCCGAUUUAGAAUUUGAAGACGACGACGAUUAUGAUGCAGAUCCAACCUUUACUUUAACUAAUCAACAUGGAAAUAAUAUUUUGUGCGAAUCAAGUGAUUCUGAAGUAGAAUUAGAGGACGAACAACUUGAAACUGGUAGACAAUUGGAAAAAAAUGUACAGGUUAGUGUCGAUGAUAGUAUUAUGCGUAACGAAAAAGGUGAUACAUCGGUUUUCGAAAAAGUUAAAUGGCGCAUACAAUCAUUUACAUCUAAAACAUUUUCCGAAAAGGUUCCGAAAACCGUACCUGUGGGUACACCUAUGGAAUAUUUUAAAAAAUAUUUUACCGAAGAAUUAUAUGAACUAGCGGCGUUGUGCACUAAUCAAUAUUACAUGGAAAAUACGGGUAAAGUAUUAAAGACAUCUUCCAUUGAAAUGAAACAAUUUUUUGGAAUUCACGUAAUUAUUGGUUGUAUUAAAUUUCCUCGUCUCCGCAUGUAUUGGAGUGCUAAGUUUCGAUAUGAUCCUGUUGCAUCGAUAAUGUCUCGAGAUCGUUUUUUUCAAUUGAGAGUUAAUUUACAUUUUACAAAUUUGGUUAGUGAUGAAAUGAAAAAAAAUAACAAACUAUGGAAAGUUCAACCACUCAUAGAUUUUGUAAGGAACAGGUGCUUAUCUAUUGAGCGAUCAUCAAUUUAUUACUCAAUUGAUGAACAAAUGAUACCUUUUCUUGGACGUUGUCAGAUAAGACAGUUUGUGAAAGGUAAACCUAGGCCAGUUGGUCUUAAAAAUUUUGUAGUUACUACGUCCGAUGGUCUAAUUAUUGAUUUCGAAAUAUAUCAAGGACUUACCACGCCUUUUCCUGACAAAAGUCUAGGACUUGGACCGGCUGUAAUUUUACGUCUUAUUGAUACAAUACCAGAAGGUUCAUCUGUAUUUUUCGAUCGAUAUUUUACGACUAUUCCGUUGAUGCAAAAAUUAGUACAGCUAAAAAUUCAUGGAACUGGUACUAUACAAAUGAAUCGUCUGCAGAAAUUUCAAUUUAAAGCAGAUUCAAAAAUGAAAAGAGGGGAUUUCGAAGAAAUUGUAUCUGAUGAUAAAAAUAUUUCUAUGUUGAAAUGGAAAGACAACAAGUCAGUAGUUACGACAUCAACAUGUUACGGAGGUUUACCGACAACAACAGUAUCCAUAUGGGAUAAAAAACAAAAAAAACAUAUUGACGUACAAAUUCCUAAUAUGAUAUCAAAAUACAAUGAAAAAAUGGGCGGUGUUGAUCAUUUUGAUCAAAUGAUGGAAUAUUAUAGAACUUGGUUAAAAACAAGAAAGUGGCCACUUAAAGUUAUACUACACUUACUUGACCUAUCAGUAACUAACAGCUGGUUUGAAUAUUUAGAAGAUUGUAAAAUAAAUAAAAUACCAAAAAAAAAAAUUAAAGAUUUGCUUCAGUUCAGAUUGGAAAUUGGUGAAUGCUUAACUAUGGCCACCCCACCACCGCCUACAUGUCAAAACACUGAAAACGAUGGAGAACCACCAAUAAAAAUAAAACCACCCGCACCUAUACCAGGAGACGAUGUAAGACUAGAUGGAUACCAUCAUUGGCCGAGAGCAAUGGACCUUAAAGCGCCUCUAAGUUGUAGAUACAAAGGUUGUACAAUGUUCAUCAAAGUUUCUAAUCAAUUAUCAAACCUAAAUAUUUACAUGGAAGUUAACCUGACAAUUUUUGGCAGUUACAAAAAUUAG
This is a messenger RNA of Aphis gossypii (cotton aphid), 1752 nucleotides long. Its product is annotated as piggyBac transposable element-derived protein 3-like. Bases 1 to 1752 code for a protein of 583 amino acids. The record is from RefSeq and is a predicted model, not a curated record. NCBI's taxonomy places the organism in Eukaryota, Metazoa, Arthropoda, Insecta, Hemiptera, Aphididae. The transcript is spliced from 2 exons.